This is a messenger RNA of Mytilus californianus (California mussel), 1557 nucleotides long. Its product is annotated as solute carrier family 35 member E2A-like. Gene Ontology annotation, molecular function: antiporter activity. Gene Ontology annotation, cellular component: Golgi apparatus. The transcript is spliced from 6 exons. The coding region runs from base 79 to 1179 and encodes 366 amino acids. The record is from RefSeq and is a predicted model, not a curated record. NCBI's taxonomy places the organism in Eukaryota, Metazoa, Mollusca, Bivalvia, Mytilida, Mytilidae.
UAUUGAAGUUAACCUAAUCCCCUGAGGUAAAUGUGGAGAUGAAUUUAUGGUAAACAACGGUAAUUCCUUUUUAAAAAAAUGAGUGAUUUUAAACAUGUCAAAGAUGCUGAGACAACGACAACAUCUACUGAAAUGAAUACGUAUUUAGAUGUAGUACGAACGAACAUAGGAACCAAACACAAGGUGAAAAAUCAACAAGACGAUGAUGACAAAUUCGGACUAUUUAAUGUUCGGGCGUUUUUAUUCCUCAUCUUGUGGUAUAUAUUCAGUGCCUUCACAUUGUUUUUAAACAAGUAUAUUUUAACGUCACUGAAAGGAGACCCAGCAGUACUAGGUGCCAUGCAAAUGAUGAUGACAACAUUAUUUGGAUUUAUACAAAUGAAUCUUCCAUCCGGGUUUUAUAAACCUGUCAUACGGGAAGGGAAACCACCUAAAUUCUGGAAAAAUAUGAUAUUACUUGGAUGUAUGAGAUUUUCCACAGUAGUCCUAGGGUUAGUAGCGUUAAAGCAUGUAGCAGUAUCACUUACAGAGACAGUGAAAAGUUCAGCGCCAUUAUUUACGUGUUUUAUUUCCUAUGCUUUGAUUGGAGAGUACACAGGGAUGUAUACAUUUAUGUCUCUGAUUCCAAUAAUGAGUGGAUUGGCCCUGUGUUCUGCAUAUGAACUUAGUUUUAAUAUUAAAGGCUUUAUUGCAGCCUUAGCUACAAAUGUAGCUGAUUGUUUACAGAAUGUUUAUUCCAAAAAAUUAAUUAGUGGUGAAAAAUAUAGAUAUACGCCUGUUGAAUUACAAUUUUACACUAGUAUAUCAUCAAUUGCUGUACAAAUUCCAGCUUGUUACUUCAUGAUAGAUAUGGAUUCUGCUAGUAAGACAUUCGAUACUUUUAUGUUCUCAGCAUACGUAAUUGAUGGAAUAUGUUUUCACUUCCAAAGUCUAUCAGCUUAUGUUUUAAUGAGCUACAUAUCACCUGUAACUCACAGCGUUGCCAACACAGUUAAGCGAGCCUUGCUUAUUUGGAUAUCAAUAUUAGUAUUUGGUAACCCGGUUACAUUUCUAAGUGGACUGGGGACUUUUAUUGUUACAAUUGGUGUUUUGCUAUAUACCAAGGCUAAAGAAGUGGACCACAAUAGAAGAGAACUAAUACAGAAUUAUCCAAGAGUCGGAGAAACUAAAGAUGUUUGAUAGUAAAAUAGAAAAACACUUGAUACAUUUCGUGCGUCUGUAGCUCUUUGGGUUUGCCUACAUCAUGAGCGCCCAAAUUGAAAACUUUGCUUACUCAUGUUUAUGAAUAAAUAUAUGUGAUUGGCAAAUCAUGUAUUGGAGGGGGGAUUAUAUUGUUCGUUGGAUCUGAAAUUAUUUAUUCUCAAUUUUGCUAUAACCAAAGCAACCUCAAAGAUUAGUUCCUUUCUCGGUUUAGUCAAACACAAAAUCCGCGAAAACCGUACCCUUUAAAAUUACUUUCUAUACAUUUUGUAUAAUAACAUAGGAUGGAUGAUGUUUUACGCUAGGUAGAACAGCCUUCCAGCAAACAACGAUAUAUUGACAAUUGUAUGUUAAAAA